Molecule: messenger RNA, 1095 nt
Organism: Trichomycterus rosablanca
Lineage: Eukaryota; Metazoa; Chordata; Actinopteri; Siluriformes; Trichomycteridae
Gene: fam113
Product: family with sequence similarity 113
Exons: 7
Coding region: 1-1068 (355 amino acids)
Source: RefSeq, a predicted model, not a curated record
AUGCGAGAGGCCGCAUUCAGGACGGUAACUCAUCAACAGGCCACUCAGCUCCUUCACAACAAAUUUGUGGUCGUGCUGGGAGAUUCAAUUCAGCGUUCUGUGUACAAAGACUUGGUGUUGUUUUUGCAGAGAGAUUCAUAUCUGACACAAUGCCAGUUAAAAAGCAAGGGAGAAUUAUUCUUCGAACAGGAUUGUCUUGUAGAAGGAGGAAGAUUAGGGCACAUGACAAAUGGUACAGAAUACAGAGAAGUUCGUCAGUAUCGCACAGACCAUCACCUGGUCCGGUUCUACUUCAUCACACGGAUCUUCUCUAAGUACAUGGAGAGCAUUCUUGCUGACUUUGAAAAUGAUGCAAAACCGGAUGUGGUCAUAGUCAACUCCUGCGUAUGGGAUGUAUCUAGAUAUAAUCGGAAGUGGGUUUCGGAGUACCGGGAGAAAUUGCAUAAGUUCUUUGCCAAGCUGAAGGCAGUUUUGCCUAAGGAAUGCCUUGUGGUAUGGAACAUGACCAUGCCUCUGGGCCAGAAGAUCGUUGGAGGCUUUCUGGUGCCUGAAAUUGAGCACAUGGGCCCGACUCUGCGCUAUGAUGUCAUUGAGGCGAACUUCUACGGUGCAACGUUGGCAGAUGCUUAUGGCUUCAACGUUCUAGAUUUGCACUUCCUGUUCCGAUUUAGUCUCCAUCACCGCAUGAGGGAUGGCGUUCACUGGAAUGCUAUAGUUCAUCGGCAAAUAACAUUCCUGCUGCUGGCUCAUGCUGCUCAGGCAUGGGGUGUCAUGCUGUCCAGUCCUACAGCCAAAGAACCAUCCUGGUACCAUCCACCACAGUAUGACGGAUUUGGACCGUGUUUUUAUGAGGACCAAUUACCUACUGUGUCUCAGUUUCAUGAUGGUUACAUCAGUUUUGAGAACAAUACAAGUAAUAAUGGUGGCAACUAUAACAGCACACCUGCUUCUUCUGUCCCGUCCUGUUCAAGAACAGGAAACAGUUUUGUGAUGAGGACAAAACACACCGGCAAGCAGCAAUAUAAACCAUACUCUCGACAAAAACACAACCCUCAUUACAGAUACUAAAACAAAUAUGGAAUUAAGGGGUUUGAU